UUACGUUUAGAUGGGACAACAACACACGGCAAAAUGCAACUGAAGACCGUCUUGACCGAGCGUUAUAAAAGAGUAACAUUUUGGACCGCGUUCUCUCUGUUACUUCUGUACACUGUUAUUGUAUGGAACGUCUUAGUAUGGCUGAUCCUGCCAGACAAUGAGGGGAUCCAAAAAGAUGACGAUAGAGCAGCCUCGCAUAAAAGACAACAUGCUGCUAACCCAAGAUACCGGGCACGAAGUCUUCUGGACGUCUGGAACGCCUCCGUCACGUCCAUGCCAUGUACCCCAAAGGAACACGUCCUGUUCAUCAAAGUUCCCAAGUGCGGUAGUUCUACCCUUUCCAGUAUUAUUCUAAGAUAUGGAUUCCGGCACAGCUUAAAAACGGCGCUCCCUCUUGGCAGUAAGUUUAACUUGGUUUCCUUGCUGAGAAGUCUGAACGACAGCGAUCAUCAACGUGAUAAGCAUGACAUAUUCGCAAGCCACGUAAGAUAUAAGGUUGUCAAAGAUCAUGAGCACCUCGUACCAAAUGAUGCCUUUUAUGUGACAAUUAUUAGAGAACCACUGAGUGCCUUUAAAUCUUUUUUUAAUUAUCGUCAUAAGGGAGCAUACUUUGGACUCGAAGGGAAAAACCAGCUGGAAAUGUUUUUUUCUAACUCAUCAUUAUAUACAUCCCCUGAGGCAGCCAGAUUUUGGAACCGAAUGAUACGUUACCUUGGGUUUAAGGUUCCGGCCAACACCACCCAAAGCACUCCCCACGCAGUAGAGGAGGCCAGGCAAUAUGUAUACCACAUAGACCGAGAAUUUGAUUUUGUAAUAGUUUUGGAAUAUUUUGAGGAAUGCCUGAUACUGCUGAAGAGAAUGCUGUGCUGGGGAACACAUGAAUUUUUCUACACUCAGCAAAAAACUGGCUCUUCUUUUUCAGAGGAUUAUAACUCGGCUGUUAAAGAAGUCGAUGAUCCAACGGUAGUUAAAAGAUACAGAGAGCUGAGCUAUGCCGACUAUAUUCUCUACGACUACUUUAAGUUGAGGAUUGAAAAAGUGCUCGAAAACCAAAAUACUGAUUUCUUCAAUGAAGUCCGUAAUUUUAAGGCAGUGAAUAGAAAGGUGGCGGAAUUUUGUCAAAGUAACGCAACCUUUGGAGAAACAUUGGAAAUGCCACCGUCAAAAUGGACCAGCGGGUUUAUCAUGAGGAAGGAGUACUGUCGUCUGCUCACGUUUGGUGUUAAGAAAUAUAUCAAAUUUUUAGAAAAAAAGAAAUUUCAUGUAGUAUGA
Molecule: messenger RNA, 1272 nt
Organism: Lingula anatina
Lineage: Eukaryota; Metazoa; Brachiopoda; Lingulata; Lingulida; Lingulidae
Product: galactosylceramide sulfotransferase
Biological process (GO): glycolipid biosynthetic process
Cellular component (GO): membrane
Molecular function (GO): galactosylceramide sulfotransferase activity
Source: RefSeq, a predicted model, not a curated record